Molecule: messenger RNA, 1733 nt
Organism: Pseudogymnoascus destructans
Lineage: Eukaryota; Fungi; Ascomycota; Leotiomycetes; Thelebolales; Thelebolaceae
Exons: 2
Coding region: 350-1381 (343 amino acids)
Biological process (GO): protein prenylation
Cellular component (GO): cytoplasm
Molecular function (GO): protein prenyltransferase activity
Source: RefSeq, a predicted model, not a curated record
CUUUUUAUAUGUUGGCCUGAGGCAUGGAUCAUGCGUCUCAUAAUUGUUUGAUAGCGAGCUGGCUGGACUGUUACUUGGACGACCAACUCACUUUGUUUCAACGCAUUUUCUUGUGAACCGAUUUUCAGACUGAGACAGGAAGAGAUUUGUCUUGCUAAUAUUUCAUUUUAUUUUUCGGCCAUGCGAAGCUUUUGAUUUAAGUUGUGCGUGUGUUCCGAGAUAAGACAUAUGAAUAACGGUUCUGUCUAAAAAUAAGCAUCUAGGCAUCAAAAAUUUAGAGCCACUCUCUGCAACCCUAAAACCAAAGCAGGUUCCAAGCCGGUUCUGUUGCCGAUAGGCCCCCCCAAAAAUGGCCGACGACGAGGCAUCUGAAUUCUCUCCAGAAUAUGAGGCGCUAGUUGGGCUCCUUAACACGAGAUUAUCAACGGGUCCAUUAGACAUCCAAAUCCUCCCCGAUGCGAGUUUUCUGUUAUCUUCGGGCCGCCUCGCCGAGAUCGUAAAUAACACGCUCGGUGUCCCGAAAGAUGUUCUCGCAAAGGCGUUCAUCGCGGCGCGGCGGAUCUUUUUCGAGCACCUGGACAACCUGGCUGAGAAGGCGGAACUCAUCCUUGAUUCCACUUCUGUCAUCUUGCUCUUCGACCCUGAGCAUGUCACCGCAGUUAAUGCAAGGAAGAGGAUCUGUCUAGGUCUAGCCUACCGCGCGCGCUCUCAACCCGAGCAAACCAAAAGGUUAAAGGAGGAGCUCUGGUUCAGCAAGUUCCUCGUCACCUCAAAACUAAAGCGUCACAACAAGUCUCCCACGCUCUGGUCGCACCGGAGAUGGCUGAUCAAGAACUUACACACGCUGUCGGGACUACUGGGCCCGAAAUGGGUGGAAUUCGAGAUUGAAGAAGUGAUUCUUAUUUCGGCUGAGCACCACCCUAAGAACUACUACGCGUGGGAUUACAUGCGCUGGUUGAUCGCAUCCCGGCCCGGGCUGGAUCCGAAGACGCGGGCUGGGUUGAACAGGCCGCUGGCGCGGAUGAUGCAGAGGUGGUGCAUGCAUCACACCAGCGACUCGUCCGGGUGGUCGUUCCUGGCGUGGAUGAUUCUGCGGCAGCCCGACGCGGACCGGCGCGUCAGUGAGCAGAUGCAGGCCACUGCUGGGGCGGAGGUGUUGGACUAUGCGGUGUUGUUGGGAUUGAAGAACUUGUCGUUGUGGAAGUUUUUGCAGGAGAUUUUGGGGUUUGCGAGGGGUGAGGAGGUGGAGGGGGUGAGGUUUCAGUAUUUGUUGAGUUUGGGCGAUUUGAAGGGGGGGGAGCCGAGGGGGGAGGCGUUGCAGGUGUUUGCGGAGAAGAGUUUGAUGGCUAUUGGCGAGUAUGAAAAAUCCUGCAGAGUAUGAUUGAGGUAGUCAGUUGUCAGCUUUAAUGGCCGUCUAUGAAGUUAUAUGAAGAUCCACCAGACUACUAUUGAGGAUGUUAGUUGUUAGUUUAAACGACCGUUCAUGAAGCUAUAUGAAGAAACCAAGCCCUCUCGGCAAAUUCUCUAUUUAACUCGACUUAAUUCCUUCCAUCACCAAUAUUAACCAUGCUCUCCAGAACAGCAAAACCAUGAAAACAUGAAACACAUGCAACUACUCGUAUCACGUUCUCCUACCCAUGUCUUGUUGCAAAGCAUCCGAAUCUCAAAAUAGGAAUGGGCAGUGGAUGGCAGUGGAACGGGCAGUGGAUGGCAGUGGAAUGGGCAUGGAAUGG